CUUAGCGGAGGUCCUCCGUGGCCGGAAAGCCAGCUUUCUUUCUCCUGCGCCGCACUCACUGCAAUGGCGGAUUACGACUAUGAUGAUCGGGCUUACAGUAGUUUUGGUGGAGGAAGAGGAAGACCGCGAGGUGGAAGCGGCCCAGGGGGUCCCCGAAAGCAGAAGGAGUUGCCCACAGAACCCCCAUAUACAGCAUAUGUGGGGAACCUGCCCUUCAAUACAGUCCAAGGCGAUAUAGAUGCCAUCUUCAAAGACCUGAACCUCAGGAGUGUUCGAUUAGUACGAGACAAAGAAACAGACAAAUUCAAAGGUUUCUGUUAUGUAGAGUUUGAUGACUUGGAAUCCCUAAAAGAAGCCUUGACGUAUGAUGGUGCUCUUUUGGGAGAGCGGUCACUGAGGGUGGACAUCGCGGAGGGCCGUCGGCAAGAGAAAGGAGGCGGGGGCUUUGGGUUCAGGAGGCAGGAUGACAGAGGCCGUGGUGGUUCAAGGGGUCCCAGAGGAGGGGGGCAGGAUUCCAGAGACGACUUCGACUGUUCAGGAGGAGGCUUCAGAGACGAUGACUUCAUGGGUGGACGGAGCCGAGGAGGUGGUCGACCUGGAGAGAGAAGAACAGGCGGUGGCGGCGGGGGGAUGGGACGCUUCAGAGAUGGUCCUCCACGAGGAGGCCCAUCUGACUUCAGAGAGCCUUCAGAGGAGGAACGAGCACAGAGACCAAGGUUACAGCUGAAGCCCCGCACUGUGGCUGCUCCCCUCAACCAAGUCGCCAACCCCAACUCCGCCAUUUUCGGCGGAGCAAAGCCACGUGAGGAGAAAUAAUAAAUCUGUGUGGCAGCAUUAUUCAGGAAGGCCAUACUGGAUCUACUGGCUUUGUUCAACAAAAAUCUUUCAGAAAUAAAGCCACCAUGGGGCAAGCUCAGUGUGAUUCCCCCCCAUCAGCUGCUCCGUAUAAGCCUGCUUCCAACUGGCAAAGAGCAGGCGGCAUAGCAGGUUGGCACCAUAAACAAGCAAGUUGGACUAGAUCUUCACUUUGAUUGUGUUGCCUUUGUGUAAGGGACCCUGCAAUGUGUAUUUUUCCUUUACCAAAGGCAUCUAUUAUAUUACAUUGGUCCCAUUGUUUAUCAUCUGUUCUUGUUUGCUAUUUGGGGGAAAUAAACUUUUAUCUUUAAAAAAAAAAUCCACUGUCUUAAUUAUGAAAUGACUAUGUUGAGCAGCUGUUUUUCUUUCUUAUGUAACUUGUAAAGUUUUGAAAGAUUUUUGAAUAAGCCAGUUUGUUCCAAGUGUCUUUCUGGAAUAGCAGUAGUAUAAGAAAAAAUUGUUUAGCAGAGCACCGUGAACAUGCAGUAGAAUCAGCAAACAUCUUGGUAAUUGCUUACAGUCUUAAUCAUUCUGACAUGCAUUUGUUUGAACUUAUCACAAAGAGGGACAAGAUAUUCAAUAGAUCACUUAGCUUCAGUCCUGUUGUUCAGGCUGUUUUUUUAUGAUGCUUGUUUAAAAACGUAGGAAAGAGCAACUUCUAGACUUCCAUCUACAAUCCAGAUAGCAUGAAAUUGUCACAUUCUGGUCAAAAUUUUACUGGGUAUUACUGUGUAAGCAAUGCCUUUUUCUUACUGUACUUGUUUUUGUUUUCAUACACGGUUUAUGGCAAUAAAAUGUAUCAUUUUACAGUUCUUACAAAUGUGUUGAAAUGGGGAUUGGGAGGGAGCUACUACUUUCAAAGCAGUAUUUUCUCCUGUGUCCUGUCUUGCAUAUGUACUGAAGUAAGGCUACUUAGUUUUUCAAACAAAAACUGAAGGUGGUCUUCUGCAACAUUUUGGUUUGUAAAACUUCACACAACAAAAGUCUAGCCAAAUUUGUCUUCUACCAGGUUUUGGGAGGUCAUUCGAAUAUUGUAGUGUUAUAUUUAAGGUUUCUCAUCACCUGAAAUAAUUUUAGCAAUAAAUCUAUUAACCGUUGCUUUCCAAAGAGUCCAUCACUUUAAAUAGAGGGGUAAGAUCUGUAAUUUUCGUUUAUUAUCAUGCAGUUCCAUUUCAGCUUUUAUUGGUGAUUAUAGCUUUCAGUAAAACUCCAAGUAUUCGAGGCUCCAGCGUAGGUAAUGGACAACAGAGUUUGUGAAUUGCUUUUAAGUUUACAGAUGCCUCCUGUCAAUUAUUUUUAUCUUGUAGGUAGGAUGAAGAGGUUCCUGCAAGUGCUCUAAUAAUGUGUUUAGGGGGAGGGGGAAAUGGAAAUAUAACAAAAGUAAACUGAAAAGGAUUUGGUAUUUUGUGAAUGAUCUUUUAAAUAAAAACAUUAAAUGAC
Messenger RNA from Scleropages formosus (Asian bonytongue), 2295 nucleotides. It is a transcript of the gene eif4h, whose product is annotated as eukaryotic translation initiation factor 4h. Gene Ontology annotation, molecular function: RNA binding. Bases 64 to 816 code for a protein of 250 amino acids. The transcript is spliced from 8 exons. The record is from RefSeq and is a predicted model, not a curated record. NCBI's taxonomy places the organism in Eukaryota, Metazoa, Chordata, Actinopteri, Osteoglossiformes, Osteoglossidae.